Messenger RNA from Calliphora vicina (urban bluebottle blowfly), 3904 nucleotides. RefSeq names its product 5'-3' exoribonuclease 2 Rat1 (gene Rat1). The coding region runs from base 151 to 2898 and encodes 915 amino acids. Gene Ontology annotation, molecular function: 5'-3' RNA exonuclease activity; nucleic acid binding. The record is from RefSeq and is a predicted model, not a curated record. Lineage: Eukaryota; Metazoa; Arthropoda; Insecta; Diptera; Calliphoridae. Gene Ontology annotation, biological process: nucleobase-containing compound metabolic process. Gene Ontology annotation, cellular component: nucleus. The transcript is spliced from 2 exons.
AUUGAUAUUUUUUUGUAUUGUAAUCUCAAUCGGAAAAUAAAGAAAAUUUAUUUGAGACACGUUUUUAGUUUAAUAAAAAAGAAAACAGUUUAUAAAAACUGUUAAUUUGUUCGUCGUCGUCAAUAUCCCAUAAAAAGGAAAUUUCAAAGUAUGGGAGUACCAGCAUUCUUUCGCUGGCUUAGCCGCAAAUAUCCCAGCGUCAUAAUAGAGUGCGUUGAAACUAAACAAGUCGACGAAGAAACUAAUAAAAAUAUUUACGAAGAUGGAAGUUUACCGAAUCCGAAUGGUGUGGAAUUUGAUAACUUGUACCUGGACAUGAACGGUAUUAUACAUCCGUGCACCCAUCCGGAAGACAAACCGGCGCCGAAAAAUGAAGACGAAAUGAUGGUGGCCAUCUUUGAGUGCAUAGACAGAUUGAUGAAUAUUGUGAGGCCGCGCAAGUUACUAUACAUGGCUAUAGAUGGAGUGGCGCCCAGAGCAAAAAUGAAUCAGCAGCGCUCAAGAAGAUUUAGGGCUGCUAAGGAAUCUGUUGAAAAACGUUUGGAAAUAGAGAGAAUACGUAGUGAACUAGCAGCCAAGGGUUGUGUUUUGCCGCCAGAAAAGGAAAAGGGCGAACAUUUUGAUUCGAAUUGUAUUACUCCUGGCACACCGUUCAUGGAACGUUUAAGUCAAUGUCUGCACUACUACAUACACGAACGUUUGAACAACAAUCCAGGCUGGAAAGAUAUUAAGGUGAUUUUGUCGGAUGCCAAUGUACCCGGUGAGGGUGAACACAAACUCAUGGAUUACAUAAGAAAGCAACGUUCACAACCCGACCAUGAUCCCAAUACCCAACAUGUUUUGUGUGGUGCCGAUGCUGAUUUAAUUAUGUUGGGUCUGGCCACCCAUGAACCCAACUUUACAAUUAUACGUGAAGAGUUUUUGCCCAACAAACCCAAACCCUGUGAAUUGUGCAGUCAAUUUGGCCAUGAAAUGGAUAAAUGUAUGGGUCUAAAUGCGGCCGGUGUCAAUGAUGUGACUAAUUUUAAGCCCGAUGUAGCUAUAGGAGCCGAAGUUAGAUUUAUAUUUGUGCGUCUCAGUGUAUUGCGCGAGUAUUUAAAGAAAACCUUAGAAAUGCCCAACUUGCCGUUCAAAUACGAAUUUGAGCGUGUCCUAGACGAUUGGGUGUUCAUGUGUUUCUUUGUGGGCAACGAUUUCUUACCACAUUUACCCUCAUUGGAGAUUCGUGAAGGCGCCGUCGAUCGUUUGGUGGAGUUGUAUAAGAAAUGUGUUUAUCGCACCGGAGGCUUUUUGACCAAUUCCGGUGAGGUCAAUUUGGAGAGAGUCCAAUUGAUUUUGACCGAUUUGGGCAAUGUAGAGGAUCAAAUUUUCAAAGAUCGCCAACGCAAGGAGCAACAAUUUAAGCAACGUGAAAAGGCAAAACGUCGCCGUGAAGAGGGCUAUAAUGCCUCGGUAAUGGAACAGUCUGGCUCUUUCAAAUUGACACCCUUGGGUAGAGGUGGUGCGAAUCCCUUGCCUAUAAUCGACAAUUAUAAACAGCAGGCGGCUAAUUUAAGACAAGCAUCGAAUGCCUCCUCCUCUUCGCAGUCAACGGUUCAGCAAAAUACUGUCAAUAAACGUUCGGCUGCUCAGGCUCAUUUGGACGAUGAUGAAGAGGAAGAAUUCAAAAAUGAUGAGGUGCGCCUUUGGGAAGAUGGUUUUAAGGAUCGUUAUUACGAAUCGAAAUUCGAUGUUGGAAAGGAUAAUUUAGAUUUUCGUUAUUCGGUUGCCUUACAAUAUGUACGUGGUCUUUGUUGGGUACUUAAGUACUACUAUCAAGGAUGCGCCUCUUGGGAUUGGUAUUUCCCAUAUCAUUAUGCACCCUUUGCCUCGGACUUUGUAAAUAUAGCCGGUCUAUCUACGGAAUUCCCAAAGAAUUCUAAACCCUUCAAUCCAUUGGAACAAUUGAUGGGUGUAUUUCCAGCUGCCAGUAGUUCUCAUGUUCCUCAGCCCUGGGCUAAGCUAAUGCACGAUCCACACUCGGAUAUAAUAGAUUUCUAUCCCGAAGAUUUCAAGAUUGAUUUGAAUGGUAAGAAAUUUGCCUGGCAAGGUGUUGCUUUGUUGCCAUUUGUAGAUGAAAAACGUCUAUUUAAGGCAUUAACACCCUACUAUGGUAUGCUAACAGAAGAGGAGAUCAAACGAAAUAAACAGGGUGACUGCAGACUUUAUAUCGGUCGCGAUAACAAAGCCUACAAGACAUUGUCUUUACAUUACAGUAAUAAGACUUUUAAGACAACCCCAGAGAUACCUGUAGAAAUGGAGGGUAUGAGAGGUGUUAUAUUGGGUGCUGACGAAAAUAUACCCAAAAAGGGUACUUUACCAUCUCCAAUCAUGGGCCUGUACGAUAUAACCGAGAAUUGUGUGAUUACGGUGAGAUAUCGUGAUCCUCAAUAUGACGAAGACUUUAUAUUCCCAGCUGUGCGUUUAGAAAAUGCCAUUGAUCCUCCAAAUAUAUUGGCGGGCGAAUCAAGGGAUUCCAAUUAUAGGCCGCGUAUUGGAUUCAAUCACAAUAUGCCUCAAGCCUAUGUUACCCAAGGUGGCCAUCGUAUGUUAAACAACUCAAUGGGUGGUGGUAAUCAACAAUAUCAACAAAGGAAUAACUACCAACAACAGGGUUAUAGCUACAAUAAUAACAACAGAGGAGGCGGCGGCUACAAUCAAGGAAAUCGUGGCCACUAUGGUGGUGGAGGUGGUGGUGGUAGAGGUGGCUAUAAUGGCGGUGGCGGCGGUGGUAAUGGUGGUGGUUAUCAAAGACAAAAUUACCAAAAUAAUGGCAAUUAUCAGCAACAGACUCAAAAUAAUCGUUAUAAUAACAGUUAUAACAAUAACAACAACAACAAUAGUAGUAGGAGAUAUUAAAAUGCAUUUUUUUAACAAAACAUUUUUAUAAAAACAGUUUAUGUUUCUUGUAUACAUACAUAAACAAAUUUUAUAAAAAUUAGACAUUUUAAGAACUUAACAUAGAGUUUAAACUAGAAUAUAAAUUCAAUGGAUUUUGUAUGUUUUUUUCAAAAUUCGAAAAAAAAACUGAUUAAAAAAAUCUUAGCCAUUUUGGAUGAACGAUUUGUUCUUGUUUUUAAGAAUUAUAACAAAAGGUUUUUUUCAAAAUUCACAUGAAAGUAACAGAGAGCCUGGAUGUGAUAAAUUUUUGUCAUAAUAAUUGUCAAAUUCUUAUUAUCCAGUAUAAACUUCAUUUAUAAGAGUUAUAAGAUCAUUAUGACAUAAUUAUCAAAACUUUGGCUCUGAUAAUUUGACUUGUAAACUCUAUUUUAUUAAGGAUUGUUGCUGUUAGUAUGACAAACAUUUUUUUUAAAAAAUUGCAAAUUUACCAUUGAUUUAUUACUUCAUUUAAACUGACUUAAAACUUGAAAAUUAUAUUCUUAUAAUUUUAUAAACACAAAUUUAUAUUUGACCCAUAAUUUAACGUAAAAAAUGUGACCUUAAACAGUUUUACUUAUUUAGGAGCUGAUUAUGUUAUACCUUAAUGAAUUACAUUAUCAAAAUCUUAAUCAGCCAACUGUUUAUUUACGUAUUAAUAACUUACAUUAUACAAUAAUUUGUUAAGUUUAUUUACAUAUGUAUGUAUCUUAACAAAUUAUAAUGUAUUACAAUAUUUCAACAAAUGUUUUUUAUAUAAAUUUAUAAAAGAACACCAUAUUUUAUUGUUUAAAAAUCAAAAAAAAUGUGUAAAGUGUAAUAAUAUUGUUUUACCAUUAUUUUUACAUACAAAUUUAUGUAAAGUUCUUUUGGAAAACAACUAGUUGAUAAGAUGUACUUUUUAAUAAAAAAACCACAUUUAGUAAAGCAAAAAUCCUGCAAAAUAUUACAAUAUUUAAAUAAAGUCGGACACAUAUAAAUAAAACAA